AACCAACACCAUCCAUCUACCCACACCACCAUCUACCCACACCACCAUCCACACACCCACCACCAUCCACCCACCCACCCACCCACCACCAUCCACCCACCCACCCACCAACACGACCAUCCACCCACCCACCAACACCACCAUCCCACCCACCCCAGACCACCAUCUCACCCACCCACCAACACCACCAUCUACCCACCCACACACCACCACCAUCCACACACCACCCACCCACACACCACCCACCCCACACACCACCACCAUCGUUGUCGUCGUGGUUUUGGGCAGCGGGGGGGCAAAGAGGCACCGAACUCCGAAGCCAUUCGAGCCACGCCGGCGAGAGGAGAAGGAGGGCCUCCGUUUUGCCUCGCCGUGUUUGAAAUUCCACGUGAAAUAAGGGAAGGAUUGAGCCGCGAGGAUGGACAGCGAGCUGGCUCGGGACGGGCGCCUGCUGGAGCUAGUGGACGAGGACUGGAGAGAGGACCUCCUUCCGCAAGAGGACGUGGAUGUGCCCCUGAUGGAGUUGCCGGAGCCUGACCAAGACAACGGUCACGUGACAGAGUCCGUGCGGGAGCAGGAGAUGAAGUGGACCGACCUGGCCCUGCAGAACCUGCACGAGAGCAUGCCCCAGUCUGCGGCCAACUGACCAAGUCGGGGCUCCGUAAAAGAUCUCCAAACUCAAAAGCAGUUGCUCGGAUCGGUGACGGUGGCCAUGUUUUCUAGAGCAGUGUUUCUCAACUCCAGUGGUUCACAAGUCCCUUCUGCGAUACCACCUUUUUGUGAUUGCAAUCAUUGCUGUUCGUAUGCAUUUAAGCCACUGCAGGCUGCCAACAUCUGAUUGUUUUAAUAAAAAAAAAAUGUACCAUUGGGGGGUCGGUGAGGACUGCAGUUGAGAAUCGCUGAACCAGAGUGAGUAGAUAACGAUUCAGACUGCCCUCCCCCCAAGAUUGAACGAGUGGCCACAAUUCGAAUGAGGAGUAGAUAUUUAGAUUUGCUUGAUUUUUUUUUCUCUCAUCCGUAGUAUCAUUCGUUACAUUAGCCUGAAGCUGAAAUGUGCACAUACAUCUUUAUAAUGUGUGUAAAUUGUAAAAUAAUAGAUUCUCACGUGCAUGGUUAACUGCACUGCAUUUUUCAUGAGCAUAAGCAUUUAUGUUAAUAGAUCAAUAGUUACAUCAUAACUCGGUACAUGGAAUGGGGACCUUUCGGCUUUGCACCAACUGCAUCAAUAGCAAUACCUUUGUUUUAUUGUGUAACUGGAUGGGUUUUUUAUAUUCUUAGGUUUUUUCGGUAAAGUCACGUAGGUAAAACCUUAAAAUUAAUAAAAUAAAAGUAAAAUGAAUAAAAAAUCACGACGUUUCGGAGGCAACACAAGCUUCUGUCUUCAGGUGGAACCGUCACAGCCACGACAGCUGUAUCAAGUAAAUGAGAGAUUGCAAGAGCUACCACUCCGUACAUAUAAUGGUUGGAGAGGGGGGAAGGGCCAAGUACGGCACACUUUUUAUUCAUAUGGUAAGGUGAGGCUUAAGAGGGUGAGCCUUUGUUAUGGAGAGGUACGGUUUGUGACUAAGCCUGGCCUACAUAACAAUGUGUCGUGAUUUUUAUUUUAUUUUACUAUUAUUUUAUUAAUUUUAAUGUUUUACCUACGUGACUUUACCGAAAAAACCUAAGAAUAUGAAUCCUUGCAGUCACGAAAGCUUCAAAUCUAGAAUUAAUGGAUGGAUUUUGUUCAUGUCAGAUUAUUUUUUACCUGUAAUGCAGAAUAAAUGUAAACAGGGGAAUGCAGCUGCCAGCAGAGCACUGAUAAGUACUUCCAGAGUAAUUUUCUGCAGACACAUUUGUUGAACCAAUGUUUCUCGGUCGCCCAGUGUUAUGGGCCAGGUCCACCUUCCACAAUGCAAGGGCCUAAAAAGUGGAUUUGGGUUUGAAGCUAUCGAGGUUUAAUAUUUGGUUAAAUUAGGAAUAAAAAAUGGGUCAGAUUUGGCUGACAACCGUCGACACGAUUUCAUUGUUUACAAUUCAACAAAAGCGACAAGGCAUUGUAAUGAAAACGGAUAAAAGUGUCGAAACAGUAUUUAACAUUUUAUUAAGAAUACAAAUGUUGUAGUUAGGUGCAUGUCAAUAACACGUAAUGAAAUAGCGUACAGUGGCACAUUAACUGCAGCAGAUAUGUAAAGAGUACUUUAAAUGUACAACUUAUGGCUCUAAGA
This is a messenger RNA of Lethenteron reissneri (Far Eastern brook lamprey), 2207 nucleotides long. RefSeq names its product anaphase promoting complex subunit 13 (gene ANAPC13). Gene Ontology annotation, cellular component: anaphase-promoting complex. Lineage: Eukaryota; Metazoa; Chordata; Hyperoartia; Petromyzontiformes; Petromyzontidae. The record is from RefSeq and is a predicted model, not a curated record. Gene Ontology annotation, biological process: protein K11-linked ubiquitination.